GCAUUCCCACCACAUAAUCAUAUUCUUUUGGCUAUGCCACAACUAGAGAUUGAUAGAUUUAAAGCUUGCGAGUUCUGGCCCCUCUGGGACUUGUCAUCACCUGCACAAAACCAGAAUUUGUGAUGGCAGCUGCAUUAGUUGGUGGGGCUGCACUGGGAGCAGCAUUUGGAGAGUUGUUAAAAGCAGUUGUGAAAGCCAGAAACAGAGCCCUUAUGUUCAACACCAUCUUGAAGCGCAUGGAAUCCACACUUAAAUCCAUAAUUCCUGUGAUUAAAGAAAUCGAAGAGCUCAACAAAGUAUUGGAUCGUCCAAAACAGGAAAUGGGUCAAAUAAUGGAACAAAUCAAGAAAGGUGAAGAACUCGUUCUUGAAUGCUCAGGAAUACACUGGUUGGCCUGUUGGAAAAGGCCUAAAUACGCAGGCAAGCUUAUCAAGUUAGAAAAGUCACUCAAGUCUUUCUUCGAGAUUGUUAUGCAAGCCCAACAAGCAAGAGAUGGCAAGGAAACUUUGUUGGAGGUAAAAGAUCUGCGGAUGGAUUUGAAGCGAUUAGAUUUGAAUGUGAAGACUAGUAGGGCGCAUAAUGUGAAUGGAUAUAUUGCUCCAUUGGUGCUGCCCGAGCCACUGAUAAAUCCUAUAGGAUUAGAGGUGCCAUUAAGGGAAUUGAAGAUGGAGCUGUUCAAUGAUAAAGUGUCCAUGGUUGUGUUGUCUGCUCCUCCAGGUUGUGGAAAGACCACUUUGGCUAAACUACUUUGUCAUGAUAAAGAAGUUAAAGAGAAAUUUGGUGAUAAUAUCUUCUUUGUAAUUGUGUCGAGAAAACCAACCUUGGAGAGCAUUGUACAGAGACUAUUUCAGCACAAGGGUUAUGAGGUGCCUCAGUUUCAAACAGAUGAACAUUUAGUCUACCACUUGGAACAAUUUUUGAAAAGCCUAGCACCAAGUGCUAUAUUAUUAAUCCUGGAUGAUAUUUGGCCUGAAUCGGAUUCCCUUCUUGAUAAGUUCAACUUCCAAAUCCCAAAUUACAAGAUUUUGGUAACAUCAAGAUCUUCAUUGCGAAGAUUUGGUUCAUCAUAUAAGCUGAAGCCACUGAAUGAUAAAGAUGCCAUGACUGUUUUCUGUAACUCUGCUUUCCUUCAGGAUAAGAGCUCUAAUAUUGAUGAAGACGUUGUGAAAAAGAUAGUGAAAGGGUGCAAGGGUUUUCCUCUAGCUCUUAAAGUGGUUGGCAGAUCUCUUUGCGGAGAGCCUGAGGAAAUCUGGAAAAGAAAAGAAAUGGAAUUGUCAAAACACGGUACUAUUUUUGAAGAUGAUGAACUAAUCCAUUGUCUCCAAAGUAGUUUGGAUGCCUUGGAUAACAAAAUUAUUGUCAAGGAAUGUUUUAUGGACCUGUGUUCAUUUCCUGAAGACCAAAGAAUCCCUGCCACUGCCCUCAUUGAUAUGUGGGCAGAACUGUAUGAACUAGAUGAAGAUGGUGUACAUGCCAUUGCCAACCUCCAUGAACUUUCCAACAGGAAUUUAAUUGAUCUUUGUGUUGCAAGGAAAGAUGCAAGUGGCUACUAUAAUAAGCACUUCGUUAUGCAGCAUGAUCUUCUGAGAGAACUAGCCAUCCUUCAGAGUAGCUUGGAAUCCUUUGAAAAGAGAAAAAGACUAAUCAUAGAGAUAAGAGCCAACAAUGUUCCCAACUGGUGCAUGGAGCAAAAGCAGCCUAGCGUAGGCGGCCGCCUCUUGUCUAUCUUCACAGAUGAAAAGUUUUCAUCAAAUUGGUGCAACAUACAAGCACCUGAAGUUGAGGUUUUGGUUCUGAACUGUCGCACAAAGACCUACAGUUUACCCGAUUUCUUCGGAAAAAUGAAAAAAUUAAAGGUUUUGAUUGUCACAAAAUAUGGUUUCUUUCCUACUGAAAUAAGAAAUUUCCCAUUUCUUGGUACUAUAUCCAAUUUGAAGAGGAUCAGAUUGGAGAAGGUUUCAAUUCCUUCCUUUGGCUUCACCUCUGUACAGUUCAAGAAUCUGCACAAAAUAACCUUGGUGCUAUGCAAUAUUGGCCAAGCUUUUAGCAGUACAUCUACCAUCCAAGUUUCAGAUGCAUUGCCAAAUUUGGUGGAAAUAAACAUCGACUACUCCAACGAUCUAGUCGAGUUGCCUGUUGGGCUGUGUCAACUUAUCCAGCUAGGGAAACUGAGCAUCACCAAUUGUCACAAGUUGGUUGCACUGCCUAAAGAAAUAGGCAACCUGGUUAAUUUAGAGAUUGUAAGAUUUAGCGGCUGCAUUGAACUGGCAGAGUUACCGAGCACGAUUGGAAGCCUCCAUAAGUUAAAAAUUCUUGAUAUAUCCGAGUGUUCAGAAAUCAGAAAAUUGCCUGAACAGAUUAGGGAUCUGCAAAAUCUAAGAAAGCUCCACAUGAUCGGAUGCUCAAACAAAAUUGAGCUACCCCCUUCAAUCUUGGAACUAGAGCAUCUCAAGGAAGUGAUAUGUGAUGAAGAAAUAGCCAACUUAUGGGAGCCAUUUGUUGACCAACUUGAGAAUUUGGAGAUUCAGGUGGACAAAGAAGACAUCAACUUAAACUGGCUUUACAAUGUUGGUUUUUGACCAACUCUUCUCUCAAAUAUUGUUAGACAGCCAUCGUUCUUAACUCCCUUGUAAUGUUCCAUUCAUUCUAGUCUUUAUUUGAUGUUUUUCAUAAUGGAAUUAGUGUGAACUAUUUCACAA
Molecule: messenger RNA, 2699 nt
Organism: Hevea brasiliensis (rubber tree)
Lineage: Eukaryota; Viridiplantae; Streptophyta; Magnoliopsida; Malpighiales; Euphorbiaceae
Product: probable disease resistance protein At5g66900
Exons: 5
Coding region: 123-2579 (818 amino acids)
Biological process (GO): defense response to fungus
Molecular function (GO): ADP binding
Source: RefSeq, a predicted model, not a curated record